This is a messenger RNA of Knipowitschia caucasica, 2535 nucleotides long. NCBI's taxonomy places the organism in Eukaryota, Metazoa, Chordata, Actinopteri, Gobiiformes, Gobiidae. The record is from the annotation of a GenBank genome assembly.
AUGUCUGUGGUGGGCUUUGACGUAGGCUUUAUGAACUGCUAUGUAGCAGUAGCUCGAGCCGGAGGGAUAGAGACUGUGGCCAACGAGUACAGCGACAGGUGUACACCAGCAUGUGUGUCUUUUGGACCACGAAACCGGUCCAUUGGAGCAGCUGCCAAAAGUCAGGUCGUCACAAACUGCAAAAACACUGUCCAGGGAUUUAAGAGGUUUCAUGGCAGAGCCUUUUCAGAUCCCUUUGUGCAACGCCUCAAAUCCAGCCUUGUGUAUGAUAUCACACAGAUGCCCACCGGAACAACUGGUAUCAAGGUGACCUACAUGGAGGAAGAAAAGAUUUUCAGCAUUGAGCAAGUUACAGCUAUGCUACUGACCAAGCUGAAGGAGACGGCUGAAAGUGCUCUGAAAAAGCCUGUGGCUGACUGUGUUGUUUCUGUUCCCUGCUAUUACACCGAUGCUGAGAGGAGAUCAGUUGUAGAUGCAGCUCAAAUUGCUGGACUGAACUGCCUGCGACUUAUGAAUGAGACAACUGCAGUUGCAUUGGCGUAUGGCAUCUAUAAGCAAGAUCUCCCUGCUCCAGAAGAGAAACCGAGGAAUGUUGUGUUUGUUGACAUAGGCCAUUCAGGAUACCAAACUUCUAUUUGCUCCUUUAAUAAGGGCAAACUCAAGGUUCUAGCUACCGCAUGUGACCCAGAACUUGGAGGCAAAGACUUUGAUGAGGUACUUGUCCAAUUCUUCUGUGAGGAAUUUGGCAAGAAAUACAAACUUGAUGUCAAGUCCAAACCUAGAGCUCUGGUUAGGCUCUACCAGGAAUGUGAAAAACUCAAGAAGUUGAUGAGCGCCAACUCUUCUGACUUGCCCCUCAACAUUGAAUGCUUCAUGAAUGAUAUUGAUGUAACUGGAAAAAUGAACAGAGGGCAUUUUGAGGAGAUGUGUGCUGACAUUCUUGCGAGAGUAGAGCCUCCACUCCACAGUUUAUUAGAGCAAGCAAAGCUAAAGAGGGAUGACAUCUAUGCAGUAGAAAUAGUGGGUGGAGCUUCAAGGAUCCCUUCUGUUAAGGAAAGAAUCAGCAAAUUCUUCGGAAAGGAACUGAGCACUACACUAAAUGCUGAUGAAGCAGUGGCCAGAGGAUGUGCUUUGCAGUGUGCAAUUCUGUCUCCGGCUUUUAAAGUUCGUGAAUUCUCAAUCACAGAUGUGGUUCCCUACCCAGUCUCUCUCAAGUGGCAUUCAGCUGCGGAGGAGGGAAUCAGUGAUUGUGAGGUGUUUCCCAAAAACCAUGCAGCACCCUUUUCCAAGGUUUUGACCUUCUACAGGAGGGAGCCGUUCUCUUUAGAGGCUUACUAUAAUUGCCAUAAUGAGUUGCCCUACCCAGAUCCCACUAUUGGUCAGUUUUUGAUCCAGAAAGUUGUCCCACAAGCUUCUGGGGAAAGCUCCAAGGUUAAAGUGAAGGUGCGGGUGAACAUCCAUGGCAUAUUCAGUGUCUCCAGUGCGUCUCUGGUCGAAGUACAAAAGUCUGAUGAGACAGAAGAGCCCAUGGAAACCGACCAGACCCAAGACAAGGAGGCAGAGAAUAAAAUGCAAACUGACCAAGAGGAUCAGCCAGGUCAAGGAGAAAGUCCAAAAGAGGCAGAAGACAAGACACCUCAGGAAACUGAAGAAAUGGAGACAUCCACACAAGAGAACAAAGGUGAAAAGAAGUCUGACAAUCCUCCACAAGCUAAAAAGCCUAAAGUCAAAACAAAAGUGCUGGAGCUUCCUAUUGAAAACAGUCCACAGUGGCAGCUUGCUCUUGACAUGCUGAAUUUAUUUGUUGAAAAUGAGGGUAAGAUGAUCAUGCAGGACAAACUUGAGAAAGAAAGGAACGACGCUAAGAAUAAUGUGGAAGAAUAUGUUUAUGACAUGAGGGACAAACUCCAUGGGCUGUAUGAGAAGUUUGUCAGCGAGUCUGACCGUGAUGCGUUGUCCAUAAAGCUGGAAGAUACAGAGAACUGGCUGUAUGAAGAAGGCGAGGACCAAUCCAAACAAGUCUACAUCGACAAACUGACUGACUUAAAGAAACUUGGUCUGCCUAUCCAAGAAAGAUUUAUUGAGGCUGAAGAAAGACCUAAAGCAUUUGAAGAGUUAGGAAAACAAGUUCAGCUAUAUAUGAAAUUUGUUGAGGCGUACAAGAUGAAGGAGGAGCAAUAUGACCAUUUGGAAGAGGCUGAUGUCAAUAAAGUUGAUAAAAUGACCAAUGAUACAAUGAUCUGGAUGAACAGUGCCAUGAACCAACAAAGCAAACAAAGUCAAACAGCUGAUCCUACAGUGAAAGUCAAGGACAUUGUGGCCAAAACAAGGGAACUUUUCUCUACAUGUAAUCCGAUUGUGACCAAACCCAAGCCUAAGGUAGAGUUGCCGAAGGAGGAGCCCCCUGCAGAACAGAAUGGGCCUGUCAAUGGGCAGGAGAAAUCCCAAGAGGACAGUGCUGGCAAGGGAGCAGCUGAUGCCGCUGGCAACACAUCAGAAACUACAGAAAACAAACCUGAAAUGGACCUUGACUAA